GCGCACCGCCCUCUGGCGGCCCGGCGGGCGGCGGCGGAGCCGGCGGCGGCGGCGGCCAUGUCCCGCCGGGGCGCCGCUCAGGUGUCGGCGUGGGACUCGGGCGCCGGAGAGCACGUGGCAGCGCGGGCCAUGGGGCCGCGGGCUGCCGCGGGGCAGGCGGAGGCCCACACCCAGCAGCUGCAGGAGCUGCGCAGCCGGACGGAGAGGGCCGAGCGACGGCUCCUGGCCUGCGAGAACCUGGUGGGGGAGCUGGGCAGCCACGUGGCCGCGCUGGGCACCCUGCUCCAGGGCUACGGGCUGCUCCAGCAGCGCCUGGACAACGUGGAGAACCUGCUCAAGAACAGGAACUUCUGGCUCUUGCGGCUGCCGCCGGGCACCCGGGGCGAGGUGCCCAAGGUGCCGGUCACUUUUGAUGACAUUUCGGUGUACUUCAAUGAGCAGGAGUGGGAGAGACUGGACAGCUGGCAGAAGGAUCUGUACAGGGCUGUGAUGAGGGGGAACUAUGAGACCCUGAUCUCCCUGGACUACGCUGUGUCCAAGCCUGACAUCCUGUCCCGGAUGGAGAGGGAUGAAGUGUUCUGCACCAAAGACAGUCAGCAGCCCCCGCAGACGUGUACCCAAGACAGUCAGCAGCCUCCGCAGAUGUGUGUCCAAGACGGUCAGGAGCCCCCGCAGCCACCAGAAGAGACGGACUGGGAGGAGGAGGCGCUGGGAGAAGAUGAAGUCCCCAUGGAAGCUGACACGGACUACGCUGUGUCCAACCCUGACAUCCCGUCCCAGAUGGAGAGGGAUGAAGAGCCCUGCACCAAAGACAGUGAGGAGCCCCCGCAGACGUGUAUCCAAGACAGUCAGGAGCCUCCAGAGAUGUGUAUCCAAGACAGUCAGGAGCCUGCGCAGACAUGUAUCCAAGACAGUCAGCAGCCCCCGCAGCCACCAGAAGAGACGGAACAGAAGGAAAAGGCAUUGGAAGACGAAGUCCCUACAGAAGCUGACACGGAACUCCCCAUCUUGGUGAUGAAUGUCAUGUCCCUGAGUGCACAAGAAGAGGAGUUGAGCAGGGCGGAUCAGCCAGAGACAGAGGUAGAAGAGGACCCAGUUGAGUUCAGUGCCCAGGAAGGCUUUUCCCUGGAAAAUGAAAUGGCUUGUGAUGGGACUUCUCCUCCUGAAAACGUGGAGGUGAAGGAGGAAGCGCCCGAGGCGUUGCAGGAGGUUUCCACACCCUCUCUUGACCUAGAGAUGCAGAAAUGCCCCAAAAAGGAGGAGGCCAAGCCCAAGAGCAAGAAGAAGCCAAGCAGGUGUGCAGCCAGCAGCCUGCUGAUGGGCACCUGCCGGCGGGGCUACGUGCGGGAGUGGUCGCACCCCUGCACGGAGUGCGGGAAGCGGUUCCGCCUGAAAAUCAACCUCAUCAUCCACCAGCGGAGCCACGCCAAAGAGGGGCCCUACGAAUGCACGGUGUGCGAGAUCAGCUUCGCCGACAAAAGCCACCUGGACCUGCACCAGAGCAUCCACACAGAAGGCAGGGCCUUCGGGGCCAAGGUGUGGGGGAACGUCCACCCGGAGCUGAGGAUCCGGCCGAGGAGGAAGUUCUGCGGGGCUCUCUACGGCGGCACGCACAGCCUGGAUCCCAGGGUACGCACUGGGGAGCCCUGGCUGGGCCAGGCAAAGAACGAACCGGAUGCGAGGAGCCUGCCUGGCACUCAUUUCUCCCAAAACCAGAGACGUAGGACUUAUGAGAAGUCUCUGCUAAAGUGCACUAUUUGCCGGAAGAGUCUCUCGUGCCCCUUUUCCCUUCGGAGACACCUGCAGACCCACGCCCGUGACAGACCGUAUCACUGCAGCGACUGCAAGAAAUCCUUCACCCGAAGAACGCACCUUUCACGCCACCAGAAAAUACACAGUCGCCAGAAAGACCUGGAUAUGGUCCAGAAAGACCUGGUCCAACAGCCCAAGACAGCCCAACCCAAGACUGUCCUGCCGGCACCCAAGCAGCCCCAGCAAAGAGAAGCCGCAGGGGUACCCAAAGACGGGGGCGUUCCUUGCUCGCUAAACCAUGCAUCAAAGAGAGAUGCGAGUCCUGCACCCACUGCAACCAAAGCCGAUGGUCUUUUGGCCAGUCCUGCAGAUCUCUCGCUUUCGGAUAGGCCCUGCCAAAUCCAGCGCUUUGGUGGGAGAGCAGCCCAGCCUGUUGUAAGACUAGGAAAUAGGGCAGUGGUUUUGGGGGUGACGGAUAAAUGACAACAGGAGAGAUCCAAACUGCUGUGUCCCUAGAGAGAAACAGUGUGAGCGUUGAGACAGAAUUUGGACGUGGCGGGGCACUGGAGUUAUAAACCAUCUGUAAUCUGGAUUUGGGGAGCUUUCCUGAAUUAUAGAAUGAAUCAAAGCUUGGAUACCAUCAGAGAGAGCAAAUUACAGACACUUCUAGUGAUACAAAAUGCUUUACCAUUCCUCAGACUCUUGUGUCUGCUGGCUGAUGCAAGAAAUUAACCCACACUGACCUUCCUAGAUCAUCAGAUAUCUCUUCUGCAGCCCUUGCUAGAGGAAUUUGCAAACAGGAUUACAGGACCCAUUACAUGAUGUUGGAGCUGAUCCCUUGGAUUUAGAAAUAAAAUUGCACAGCGAAGAAGAUGGACAGAAGGGAAUCAGCCUGACAGUAAGCCCGGCUGGAUUCCCAAGGAGCUCAUUUCACUGCUAAAGUUUCUUUACUAUGGGGCAGAUGGAGAAAGUCUGCGUUGUCAACUCAGGGCCGCUUUGGCAGAAGCAACAGUUCCUGCUGUUGGGCUUGCACCUCUGAGGCUCCGUGCUGUCCUAGCCAUGCUUGUCUGUAACCUAGCCCGGUGACAGAAUCUGACUGCUAAAUGCUAGAUCAGUUUGAGAAUAUCUGUAUCGCGUAGGUGAGCUUGACACUUUAUACAACAGCCGCAAUGGAACACAAAUAGAAUGAAUCAAACUGUGAUAUUUUCUGUUUGCGAUAUUUUCUGUUUGCAAGGAUGCUGCGAGUGUUUCCGAGGCCCCAGCAGCCUUACUUCCUUCAAAGAGCCCACCCUUCCACAACUGGAAAUGUGUAACAGGGCUGAUAUCCCCAGGGCUAGUGACAGGCAUAGAUGGAGAGUCCCUUUGGGAAUACCUAACAGAUAAGGCUACCCCAGCACCCCUGCGCUGCUGCAUUAGGCCGUGCGAGGACCCUCCUCCGCCUCCGCCGUGUCUGCUGGGACGUCCUGACGCGCGCCGACGCCGCUGGGAUCAUCCCCUCCGCUCCGCGCUGCCGCGAAGGGAAGCCCCGGUCUCCACGUCGCAGGUGGUCUCCACAUCCAACGCAGCCGUGUGCAGAACCCAUUAGUAACUGAUCCUGUGAAAGACUAGUUAUGCCAGCUACCUCAGAUGUCCCCUGGAGCGAGGAGUGCCCGCAGGCAGCCCGGUAAUUGUGGAAGCCAGGCCAGGUUAGCGGACGUGGCUCAGGCAUCCCCAAGAGCCCUUUGGGCUGCUCGCGUUCACAGCCAGAGCCCUGCUUGUAUGUGCACUAGUAGGAAACGUGAAGCACAUGCACCGAGAGAACAAGCCUGUCCUGGUGGCACCGCUGUGCAUGGCAAACUGAUGAGCUUUUAGGACUCUUUAUUUUAGUUUUCUGUUUUCCCAUUAAAUUGUGUUUGAUGUCAUUGUUUGAAGUGACCAGCUCUCUGUCCCUCCCAGGCCAGGGGGCACGGGGAGCCGGUUUGCUCAGAGUAUCUUUCACUUUUCCUGGCCAUUUGCAGGGUGUAGUGGACUGCAGGCGGGGCUGGAGCGUUGGGCACUGAGAUAACGUCGUCCCUGCUGUGUCGUGCUGUAACUCGUUAGUGCUCAGUGGACUGCACCCGCCGCCUCCCCGCCAGCCUGGAGGGCAGCGCUGCCGCUCCCCUCCGAGGCGGUGUCGGAGGUGGAGACGCUGAGGGUUUCCUCCUCGGAGCUCCUUUCGGAGGCGUGGGAUGUCCCAGCGCUCCAGAGGGCCGUUUCCUUGCUCCCAUUUCCUGUCCCUUGAGAUUGCAAUGCAGAGUGUGCCUAGACUGUAUCAUAGCCAUGAAGGGGUGACGGUGGCGGCCAAGUCGGCCCGCGCUGCGGAGCCCGGUGAGAUGCAGCAGCGGUUGAUGCCUUACGGUCUGUGCCGCGAUGGUGGGGCUGGGGAGCUCGCGCGCUCUCUGGCCUGGGUUCCCCCACCGGCACGGGCGCCGCUGCGUGGGCUGGGGUGACCAGGCCUGUCACCGCCGCCCGGUAGAGCCAUUGAUGCCUGUGACUCGCGUGGGAUGCGUGCGCUGGGACGGCGGUAUUGCCUGUGGGCAGAGCUGGGCCUCUGAGCCCGGCGCUGGGUCGCGUGGAGGAGCUGGCCUCUCCCUCGGGCUGACUGCCCAGCCCAGGGCGUUCGUAUGUUGUCAUGUCUGGGACCGGCAUUUGUGUGAGGUCCCAGAUCCUUCUCUCAGGCUAAGGGAUUAAUAAAGUAUUUGUCUGUA
Messenger RNA from Dromaius novaehollandiae (emu), 4478 nucleotides. RefSeq names its product zinc finger protein 777-like. Lineage: Eukaryota; Metazoa; Chordata; Aves; Casuariiformes; Dromaiidae. The transcript is spliced from 7 exons. The record is from RefSeq and is a predicted model, not a curated record. Bases 58 to 2235 code for a protein of 725 amino acids. Gene Ontology annotation, biological process: regulation of DNA-templated transcription.